Racocetra persica is the source of this 154-nucleotide messenger RNA. Lineage: Eukaryota; Fungi; Glomeromycota; Glomeromycetes; Diversisporales; Gigasporaceae. The record is from the annotation of a GenBank genome assembly.
GGACAGACGUCACGAGAAAAGUAAAGAAGCAUGCGAGAAUGAGAUGCUACUUCAGAUAGAACCUCUAAGUCCAGUCUUUAGUAGAACUUCUAUAUACAAGCAAGGAGGAAUGUAUGAGGAAAAACCUCAGGAAUAUCCCGAAGACAAGAUCUGA